Neoarthrinium moseri is the source of this 996-nucleotide messenger RNA. RefSeq lists its product as uncharacterized. Gene Ontology annotation, molecular function: hydrolase activity. The transcript is spliced from 2 exons. The record is from RefSeq and is a predicted model, not a curated record. Lineage: Eukaryota; Fungi; Ascomycota; Sordariomycetes; Amphisphaeriales; Apiosporaceae. The coding region runs from base 1 to 996 and encodes 331 amino acids.
AUGCUCAACAAGACGACACAUCAAUUCGCAUUUCACGACAUUCCCCUCGAGUGUGAUGUCUAUGACGCCGACGACUACCCGAACACCCGUCCGGUAUUCCUCUUCUUCCAUUCUGGUGGCCUCGUUGGAGGAGCCCGUAUCUGCCUGCCCCCGUGGUUGGCGCAAGUCUGCUUCGAACGCCAAUGGCCACUAAUCAGCGCGAGUUAUCGACUACUUCCCCAGAGUGGCGGCCAGGGGCUGCUGAAAGAUGCUCUCGCGGCACACGCAUUCGCGCAAUCCUGGAAGGCUGAAGACAACGGCAAGAAACGCAGCGUCAUCGCUGGCGGUGCAUCCGCAGGGUUUUUUAUGGCAAACCUCCUUGCCCAUCACGCAAAGACACUGCCGGUCGCUUUACUUGGAAUCACCGGGAUUCCAACGUUUCGUCACCCCUUUUUCAACUCGUCUACUCUCCUCACACCAGAGCCAAUCGACGACCAGGACAUGGCUCCGUACAUUGAUAACCCAGUGGAAGUUGGAUCCACCUCCCAAGCCGAUAAAACCGUUUUCUUUCUUGAUCGUAUCUUGCCGUCUGGCCGGCAGAACGCCGAUUUUGUGCAGCCUGUGGUCAAGCCAGUCAUCCCACUACCUGACUCCAAGUGGUAUCGUGGAUGUCUGUACGACUACUUUCUUCACAGGAACAAGUUUCUCGACCUGGUAGGUGACGUUGACGCAGGCUUCGAAUGGACAAAAUCAAACCCAGAUAAGCUGGCCGCCUGGCCGCCUACUGUUUUCAUCCAGGGAGACAAAGAUUAUGAUGUCUCAGUAGAUGUUACAUUAUACGUAGUGAAUUGCUUGGGCAUUGAGAAAGCUACACUGUGGCUGGCCAACAAUCAAGGUCAUCUGUUUGAAGCGACCUCGUUCAUAGAAGACCAAGGUCAAGGCAUGGAUGCUGUUCAGAAGGCUAUUGCAAGCUUGGAUGCAUUUUUAUCUCCUGAGGUAGCAAGGCUAGAUAGUUGA